AUGGACGACACCAUGGCAAUCACCCGAGUUCCCCCCCCGAGGAACUCCCCCAUGAGAGAAGAAAAAGAUUUCAAACAAAACCGGGAUGGGGAUCGGGUUGGAAUGGCCAUCUUCCUCGAUUUUUCCAGUUUCACUCGAGGGGCAGCUUCGGACUGGGCUGCUGUGAUUGCAAAGAUUGAUCGGUACUGCUACACCUCAAUGGGUCCCCUUCCGAAAGGAUUCGAGCGUCCGUUCCCACCCCAGCCAAAUAUUCGUGAACUUGUUUGCGAGGGCUAUCGAAAUGUGAUUGUCGAGGAUCCAAAGCUAGAAUUUGCCUCGAUUGAAACCAUUCGCAAACGACAUAUUGAAUGGGCCGAGGGACAGGGCUACUCCCGUCAUAUUGGCAGACCUCGAUUUGACUAUUGCCUUGUUCUGGAUGACCGCUCUAUACGGUCGAUUUUGGCAAGUUCAGAGCCAAAGAGUAAUGCAUCUGAUUCUGGUUUAGUCGGAUACGUUAAUGUGAUCGACUGUGACUUUGACCCAGAAGAUCCUGAAAAUGAAUGCUCGGAGUUCUAUGAUGGGUCACUAAGAAUUUGCUUAAGCGAUAUUUUCUCCUUUGCUCUAUCUUGUGAAGAUCUCCAGACAGGCGAACAACAAUGGGGAGACUGGGGAAUGGAAAAUCCCGGAAACGUUAUCUAUACAGAUGGACAUUCAUCGCUUAUUGAGAAGCAAGAUGUGUUUCUCUGUCCAUCUGAUUACAACAUCUUUUCCCGCAUACUAGAACCUAAAUUGCCAAGAAACCCAAACAUCACCGAGUCUGAGUAUCGUGAACGGCAGAGUUCUAUCACAAUAGAAAGUCAAGCCGCCUGA
Messenger RNA from Penicillium cosmopolitanum, 849 nucleotides. RefSeq lists its product as uncharacterized. The transcript is spliced from 2 exons. The record is from RefSeq and is a predicted model, not a curated record. Bases 1 to 849 code for a protein of 282 amino acids. NCBI's taxonomy places the organism in Eukaryota, Fungi, Ascomycota, Eurotiomycetes, Eurotiales, Aspergillaceae.